CCAGCCGCAAAGAUUUAUCUUUUAUUUUCCCAGCCAGAAUUGAUUAUAAUGAGGUAAUUAAAGAAAUGAAAAAGACGGUCGGUCCAAAUUUGCAGGAGGUGAAUGUUUUUGAUAUCUAUCAAAAUGCUGAACUAAGAAAUAAUAAAAAAAAAUCAGUUAGUUUUCAUCUGGUUUUUCAAAGCACCAGCCAAACCUUACAAAACAAAGAAAUAGAGAAAAUAUUGCGAGAUAUUACUGAAAAA
Messenger RNA from Racocetra persica, 242 nucleotides. NCBI's taxonomy places the organism in Eukaryota, Fungi, Glomeromycota, Glomeromycetes, Diversisporales, Gigasporaceae. The record is from the annotation of a GenBank genome assembly.